UAGCAAAAGUCCUCCCCUGACCUGCUUCUAAUUGGCUUAGCCCGAUAUCGCCGCCCUAGCUUUGACCAAUCACAACCCUUCAUGCCAAAACAUGACCAAUCAGAGGCUGAGGUGGGGGCAGACACCGCAGAUUCAGCCGGUUUCACUCCCGCACAGUAGUGCACUGCUUAUCCUCCCUCUUACAAGACUUUCCGAAAAUGGAUUGUGUAACCAGGACGUGGACUUGACAGGUUUGUUGGCAUCAAUGUCAGCGUGUGAUCUGAUGGUUUAACGUCGUAUUUUAACUGCAGAGUUAACGAUGGUGCCAUUGAAACGAAGAAGAGUCACAGGGAACAUUGGGGCUGACAGCAGUGGAGAUCAUCCACCAAUCAAGUUCCCCCAGGUCUUUCUAUUCCUGUUGGAAAGGAAAAUGGGAGCCAGUCGCAGAGCUUUCCUGUGUCAGCUGGGUCGAAAGAAAGGAUUUCGAGUCGAGGAAUCGUUCAGUCAAAGCAUCACACAUGUCAUUUCUGAAAACAACUCUGGUGAUGAGGUCAGGACGUGGCUGGACUCACAGCACACGGCUCAGGGCCGAGCUCCGCUUCACCUGCUUGACAUCAGCUGGUUCACAGAGAGCAUGCACGCAGGCCAUCCUGUUCCAAUCCUGGACAGACACAGGCUACAGCGGCAGGUUGAUGACGCAGAGGUUGUAGUGUUCUCAGUGCCCAGCUACGCCUGUCACAGAAGAACCACUCCGGACGACAACAACAGCCUCCUCACCGAUGCUUUGUCCCUCCUGGCAGAAAACGCUGAGCUCAGUGACCAGGAAGGGCGAGGUGUUGCUUUUCGCCGGGCGGCCGCCGUGUUGAAGGCGCUUCCUAAACCGGUGACGUGUAUGACGCAGCUCAGAGGGCUGCCCUGUCUCGGAGGACAUUCACUGCGAGUCAUCAAAGACAUUUUGGAUAAUGGAGCAUCUAGUGAGGUGGAAUCUAUGAAACACUGUAAGCGGUAUAAAGCUCGAAAGGUUUUAACAGGUGUUUUUGGAGUCGGAGCUAAAACAGCAGACCGAUGGAUCCGAGAUGGGAUACACACUCUUCACCAGUUACGGGAUUCAGGACACUCCCUCAAUCGAACCCAACAAGCGGGUGUGGAGCACUAUGACGACCUCAAUCUGCCGGUCUCUAAGGCGGAGGCUGACGCUGUUGAAGAGAUUGUGGCAAAAGCCGUCGUUUCUGUGUUACCAGGAGCCCAGAUUACUCUGACAGGAGGAUUCAGGAGAGGAAAACUGACGGGUCAUGAUGUUGACUUCCUCAUAACCCACCCAGAGGAAGGCAGGGAGGAGGGACUGAUGUCUAAAGUGGUGUCCUGGCUGGAGUCGCAUGGUUUCCUGCUCUACCAGAAAACAACGAGAAACUCUUACCUGGAGUCGAAGGACGGCCCUGCUCGAAUUGCCUCCAACAUGGACCGCUUUGAGAGGUGUUUCUCCAUCUUCAAACUGGCCAAGGAGGAGAAACGGGAAACAAAACAGCCAGAGACACAAAGAGAAACUGGAUUACAGAAUGUAGUAGAGGGCCCCUGCAGUGUUGGAGGCCACACGCAGAUACAAGUUGAGGACUCGAUUCUGCAGACGGAUCAUACUUCACAGAGUCAGAUUCACGCCGGCGAACAGAGAUCCUGUGAAGAUGGAGGACUAAAACCUGCAGGACACAAGCCAUGGAGAGCUGUGAGAGUGGACCUGGUGGUUUCUCCUUUCAGCCAGUUUGCUUUUGCUCUGCUCGGCUGGACGGGAUCCAAGUUGUUUGAGAGAGAGCUGCGACGUUGGGCUGGACAGGAAAAGGCCAUGUCUCUAAACAGCCAUGCCCUAUAUGACAACACACAGAAGAGGUAUCUUAAAGCCACAUCAGAGGAAGAGAUAUUUGCUCAUCUCGGCCUAGAGUUCAUUCCUCCGUCAGAGAGAAACGCCUGAGGGGACCUGAGGAGAAUCUGCAGUUGGAGGGCCAAGCAGUGGCUCCGUUCAGACCUGGUAUCAACAUCUGUCCUGACUCCUGAGUGAUCUCAUCACAAGUGGACAGCUCUAAGUUCAGGUGUGAUCCCAUCAGUGACACCACACUCAGAGCUCUUCAGGGAUGUCCAUAUUCUUUUAAGCAGUGGGCACAUUAAUGCGAACGUGACAUUGAAGGACCGCCUACUCAGCUGAUGUCUUCUGAUGGUCUGCAUUUAUAUUUUGCAAUGCUCUAGUUUUGUAAACCCUUUUCCAUCCAUCCAUUGCCACACAUUCAUGCAGUGCCAGGCAGCACUUUCUCUAUCACAUAUCACUCAGACACUGUCAGGAGCGAUUUGUGAUUCAGUAUUUUGGCCCCUUGGGGGGAGACAGGGUUCGAACAGCAUAUCGCAUGCAGCAUAUUGAUCCACUCAGCUCAUCAUGGCUCCACACUCUCUAUCUCUUGGAUCAGAACAGCAUAUGACGUUUGCAUAUAGAGCUGAUAAGGGAGUUGAAUAUCAGGUAUGAGCAGGGCUGAGGACUGGCCUGGUGAUACAUUUGUGCCCUACUGACUAAACCAGCUAACUGUGUAUAAGGUGGUUAGAACUAUAAAAAGCUUACUUGAUUAAGAGCCCUGGUAGCAAAAUGUAAAAAUAUUCAUUUAUAAGUAUAAAAGACAUUUAAGUAUCAUCAAUAAAAGUAUUUCUUCAGUUAAAUGAGAGAGAGAAUUCUUCAGCUACAUUUUAUUGUUGUACCUUGUCCAUGUAGAGAUACUUAAACUGCUUUAUAUUUAGUUGGAAAGUGGUGUCCAGUGGUUUCUAACCAAGGGGUUGGGACCGGCCAUAGGGUCACCAGAUAAAUCUGACAUGAUUAAUGGGAGAAGAACGAAGAACAACAUUUCUGAAAAACACACUUUAUUGGACUAUUCUCAGGUUUUGCUUUAUUUUGUGAAGAUAUGAUUUGACUUCUGUCAUAAAAUCAUAUCUUCACAAAAUAAAUUUCCUUCGAAAUGCAGUAGAGUGGAAGUAUAAAAUUGCAUCAAAUGAAAUACUCAGGUAAAUUACUAAAUUGGAACAUUAGACAAAUGUAUUACUGUAUAUAAAAAGGAAUUGAAAUCAAUAUAAAAUGUAGUUAAAAGCAGCUUUAACAGUAAAAUUAUUCAGAAGUACUGACGACUCAGUAAUCACAAUCUGGUCCGUUUUACUUUCUUAAAUACUUUUACUUUGAUACUGUGCCGAGAAUAGUUCUAUAAUUUUGCUCUAAUACGGUUCUGACUGCAGGACUUCUUAUGAAUUAUUUUGAAGACUGUUAUAUUGGUGUGUGAGUGCUUCCUUACAUGUAUUUGUUUGACUUGUGUUAAAUCCUGCUCAAAUAAUGUAGAUAAUCCCUCUGAUACAUUCUUGCCCUGUUUGUUUUAAAUAACAGUGAUCGUCAUUUAGAGUCGUGGCCUGUUAGGGGCUCCAGAUACAUUUCCCGUGUGUGUGUGUGUGUGUUAAGUGAUGUGUGAACUCAGAGGCGUUUCCUUCACCUCUUCCUAACAGCCUCAUUAACCUCUAAAUACCAGUUUAGGAUCAAAGACUGUGUUGGUGCCCACACCUCCCUCUCCUCUCAUCUCCACUCUGUGACAUGUGCACACAUUGCAAAUAAUAUAUACACUGAAGAACAGAAUAUAGAUUUUUUCAAAUGUUGAACAGUCAACCUUUAUGAACCAUGUGUUGAGUCUGUGGUUUGAACAAACGUAGCUGGAAGAGAAAAUUACUUAUUUUAAGUGUGUAAAUCACCAUUGACACGUCUCUGCUUUUGACACCGUAUGUGUGAAGCAAAAGUUUCUGGGGGACAAGAAGACAGGAGAGCAACGUCGUGCUGCAAGGAGACCUCAAGUCUGGCCCCUGUGAGAACAGAGAGGAAAUAGGAUGUAGUUUGUGCGUAAAUGUAAAUUGUUUCAAGUGGGGAUGCAGGACCUGAUCCCAUCUGCUUUUUCUUAAAGAAUAGAACGGAAAACAUUCUACACAUCUCUUCCUCUAACCAAACCAGAGUUCAUUUACCCACACAAAGAAAAGCCAAGAGUGAUACUGAAAAGAGUAAGUGACGUAAGAGACAAAUAAGCAGUAUGGGAACCAUGUUUGCAAGUAAAAGUCCUGCAUUCAACACAGCAGGGGAUCCCCUCCUGGAUUCCCCGGGAGUAGGGGGGCAGGUUGAUGACGCUUCUAACAUGUAACAGAUGCAAAAAAAGAUAUAUAUAUACAAAUAUCCUGUUGAAAAGGCGAUGAUACACACAUUGAAGACACUGACGAAGAUGAAAAGAGAGUUUUAGUUGAUAACAGGCGACACCGAGAGUCGGUGUGUUAAAAAAAAAAAAAUCACAUUAUCUCCGGAGUAAAUACGUCACUUCCUGGCUCCGCCUGCCGCACCCGGCAGCUCCACCUUUCGCCUGAAUAAUGUGGAGGAUUUGAUGCUGUCGUGAACACGUCUGUGCAGAGAACCUCCCGCUGCGUUGUGCCUGCGUGAAAGGCCAACUGCGGGUAAAGUCUGAAAAUGUUUUUUGAUAAAUAUGUUUGUUUAAUUUUCCUCAUAAUCUAUAUUUUCCUCCACAUAAGAAAUCACCUCUGUCCUCACUAACACGCCUGACAAUGCAUAUCACACAAUCACCCAAAAACACUGCUAGAUUAGAGUAGCUAGUAAGCUUUUUUCUCUGUGUGUGAACCUGAAGGGUCAGAUUUUUAAUGUUGCU
Molecule: messenger RNA, 4688 nt
Organism: Platichthys flesus (European flounder)
Lineage: Eukaryota; Metazoa; Chordata; Actinopteri; Pleuronectiformes; Pleuronectidae
Gene: polm
Product: polymerase (DNA directed), mu
Exons: 12
Coding region: 299-1942 (547 amino acids)
Biological process (GO): double-strand break repair via nonhomologous end joining
Cellular component (GO): nucleus
Molecular function (GO): DNA binding; DNA-directed DNA polymerase activity
Source: RefSeq, a predicted model, not a curated record